AUGGCGACAACUCGCGGCGGCGCUACGAAUCGACGAAAUAAAACGCUAUCUACGAUCUUCGCCACUGCGGCAAGCUACGCCUCUGCGUAUGAAGCGUUGACUUCAUCUUCUUAUUCAUCGUGGGAAGCAAAGCCGGACAAUUUUCAAUGCGGAGGAUCAAUCACUGGCCCGGGGACAAUUCGAUCUCCAAACAGCGCAAAUAACUUCUACUACGAUCAAGUGGACUGCUUCUGGAACAUUGCACUCGAUCCUUCCGUCACUCAGUUCACCAUCGUUGCCAAGUCGUUCUCCGUUGAAGAAUGUGCAGGUUGCGGCUGCGAUUGGCUUGAAAUUAUCGACAGGAGCUACCAGGGAAAGGCCUACUGUGGUCUUGUCGACCCCAACACUCUUCGACGCCGACGAUCUGCUGAAAAAAAAUCGGGUGGAGAUCUGGAAGGUAGACAGACUUCGUGGCAACCGACCGACCAGACCGGCCUGAAAACGCACACUGUGAAUGGAAACAUGGGUACAAUCAGAUUUUACUCCGAUGACAGCGUAUCGUACAGAGGCUUCGAACUCUGCAUCUCCAUUGACGGAGAUGACUCCUGCCCGCUGCCUGAUGGAGGAUCUGCCGGCAGUGCCGGUGGUAACGGUACUACUACAGACGCGCCCGCUACUCCGGCCGAGGCUUGGGAUGCGAUCGCCGUAGCUGCUGCCGAUGUUGCCGUCGAAGUCGACGACUUUUAUGCCGCCCUUCCUGGCCUCGGCAAAAACUCAGUUCUCGCAUCAAAGAAGGUCGAUCGAUACAACGCUUUCUUCAACAAGAUGCUCUUCCUCCAGAACAAAGCUUCUGCUGAUCCCUGCGACUACCCCGCCGGCUCGAACGAUCCCGCCACUUUCGUCGCACCUGUCGAUUCCGACGAUGCUUGCGAAAAACUUCAAGGAGUUUUCGCCUCGCUCAUGUCCUUCGUCGACUCUUACGUCUGCAUGAACGACGCCGACGAGAGCCCUCUCAGAUUGACAAGACUCAUCCAACGACAGCGAAUGCAGAUUGUCACCAGGAAGCUCAAGCAGAUGAAGUGCGGAAACUAA
This is a messenger RNA of Oikopleura dioica, 1071 nucleotides long. The record is from the annotation of a GenBank genome assembly. NCBI's taxonomy places the organism in Eukaryota, Metazoa, Chordata, Appendicularia, Copelata, Oikopleuridae.